Molecule: messenger RNA, 1767 nt
Organism: Fusarium oxysporum Fo47
Lineage: Eukaryota; Fungi; Ascomycota; Sordariomycetes; Hypocreales; Nectriaceae
Product: retinal pigment epithelial membrane protein-domain-containing protein
Exons: 6
Coding region: 1-1767 (588 amino acids)
Biological process (GO): carotene catabolic process
Molecular function (GO): carotenoid dioxygenase activity
Source: RefSeq, a predicted model, not a curated record
AUGGCAACCAACAAAGAAGUCCAGCAGUCGCUCAUGCACGAGCUGAAAGACAUCGGCGAGCUCAAGCUCUACCAUUCCGAAGACACGGCAACUAUCGAGUCCAGAAAGGGCAACCUCGGCCUCGCCGAGAAGUUCCAGUUCGAGCAGUCUCUCCCAGGCUUCUCUACGGGCAUCGAUAUACCAGGUCGCUUUGACGCUGAACUUGCAUCCUGCGUGGUCCAUGGUACUAUGCCCUCGGAGAUCGACGGAACAUUCUACCGUAUCGUGUGCGACCAGAUCUGGGCCCGCCGCAACAAGGUAGACCCCAACAACCCCAGAGACAUCUGGAUCAAUGGCGAUGGAGCCGUUGACGCGUGGCGCAUCUCCAAUGGCGUUGUCGACUUUAAGCAGAAGUAUGUGCGCACACCACGCUUCGUGUUUGAACGCAUCGCUCGGGAACCUCUCUUUGGAAGCUAUCGAAAUAUCUUCUCUGGCGAUCCGAGGGUGAAGGACGAAGUUCAAUCUCCGGGCAACGUGCACGUUCAUUUCUUCAGGGAAAAGCUGCUCAUCCCCAAAGAUGAUAGCCCUCCCAUCCUCAUGGAUCCUGAUACACUGGAGACAUUUGGAUUGACCGACUUUGACGGCCAGCUGAACUCCAUGUCAUUUACGUCUCAUCCAAAGGUGGACUAUUCCACGGGCGAGCUUCUUGGAUUUGGAAUGGAGGCCUCAGGAAUUGGUUCGAACGACCUUGUUUACUAUCUAUUCGACAAGGACGGAGUGAAACAGGAGGAAUGCUGGGUCAAGACUCCGUUUGUCGGAUGGUCACACGAUUUCGCCUUCUCUGACAAUUGGAUUCUGUUCGGGUUGCUCCCAUACGAGACUAAUGUUGAUUUUAUGAGAAAUUCUGGGGAGGCCCAGUUUCGCUUCAAUAGAUUUCUGCCUUUGACCUUUGGUCUUUUACCAAGACGAAAUCCCAAACCGGAGGACAUCAAAUGGUUUUACGGCCCCAAGAACCACGGAUGGGUGCAUUUCUCCAACCACUUCGAGGAGAAUGGCAAAUUCUACUUUGACCUUUUCUUCACCGAUGGCGAUGGGUUAUCGUCGUUCGUAGAUGCUCACCCUGAGCUCGGGCCCUCGAAUCCCAAUAGGAUGGUUGGGAAGCUUGUUCGAUUCACCAUCGAUCCCAAAGCAGAAUCGAAUAAACUUGAUCUGCCACAGGUCCUCAGCCACGUCAAUGGUGAGAUGGCCCGCAUCGACGACAGGUAUGUCGGCAAGCCCUACAGGCACACUUGGGGCGUCAUCUGGGGCAGCGGCUUGUGGGACGGUAUAGUGCACGUCGACACUCACACUGGCGUGUCUAAGGUGUGGCAAGGCGGUGACACGGUCAUGGUCCAUGAGCCUUGCUUCGUUCCCAGGAGCAAAGAGGCACCCGAGGGAGAUGGCCACCUGGUGUGUGUUGCGAGAGACAAGAGGCGCGAGAUCACCUACCUGAUCAUCCUGGACGCACAGAACAUCACUGCGGGACCUGUUUGCCUGGUGGAGAUGCCACUGAGACUUCACGUGGCAGCGCAUGGUAACUGGGUCAAUGCGUGGGAUAGAAGCGUACGAAAGCCGCUGGUUGACUACAGCGGAGCGACACCUGAACUGCUUGCAAAAUUCUCUACUGGCGCUCCGAAGCCAUACGACGAAGUUUGGGGCAAGCCAGUGGUCACCAAAUACCCGGGUCGCUGGCCAUUUCCGGUUCAUGAGGAGGCCAAAGGAUAUCCCAACGGCAUUGACACUGAUUAG